Aspergillus sclerotioniger CBS 115572 is the source of this 781-nucleotide messenger RNA. RefSeq lists its product as uncharacterized. The transcript has a single exon. The record is from RefSeq and is a predicted model, not a curated record. Lineage: Eukaryota; Fungi; Ascomycota; Eurotiomycetes; Eurotiales; Aspergillaceae. Bases 95 to 667 code for a protein of 190 amino acids.
CUUCUACUGACUCGUCAUCUGCUCGGUCGGUUUCACCUUUUUCUCCCUCCCCAAGGGGGAGCGGGUGACAUGACCCGCUUUUCCAUGGCAUGGCAUGGCAUGGGCAGCCGAGGGGACAGGCGCACCCAGUGAUUCGUUGGAUGAGUCUCUCUCUGUAUUGUUGUUCUCUUCAACUUUCGUCUUUCGACUCUCUCGGUCUCUCUCUUUGUCCCCUUGGUCAUCAACAUCAUGUCAAUCCAGGCCCAACCCACCCAGCAAAGCCAGACACCAUCCGCGCUGCCACCAGCUAUCCAAAAGAAAAGAAAAGGCAGGUGCGGUGUAUAUCCUGAUCCUCUCCCAAAGCAACAUUACAUACAGGAAAUCACAGACCCCAAACCCAAUGCAUCGAACAGACCCGAUAUAUAUAGACGCAGGAGGAAGCAGAUACCAGCUAGGAGAAACCCCGGCGUCAUCCGCAUGCAAGCAAACACAGCAAAGGGAAACAGAAAGAAGAAGGCCGAAUAUGAACGUGCCGCCAAUGCAAAUAUAUGUACAAGCAAUGUAUCUGUAUCUCAACAGAUCUGGAACCCUAAGGAAGUUCCCUGUAUGCCAGCAAAGGGACGCAACAAGCCGGAACGAAAGAAAGGGGGGCGAAGAAGCAAAAGACCCCCCUUCAGAAAUUGACUAAAUGAUAUACACGCAAGAAUUAGACCUUAACGAGAAAAGGAGGAAGAAAUAACGAAAAGCCGUAUAAACAGCUCCUGAAAGUGACGGAUGAAGACCGUGGUGUUGGUGUCAUCAU